AUGGCCAGUGACAUGAUUAGAGACAGAACCGUUUGUGGGAUACUGGAUGAUGACAUAAGAAAAGAAUUGUUAAAUGAGAGCACGUUUACGCUCGAAAGUUGUAUCACAAUGGUAAAGAGCUUUGAGGCUACGGCCAAACAGGCAAAAACUAUGUCACACUCAGGUUCCACAAAUUCUGUCAAUCAUGACGUCAGUUAUAUUAGUAAGCGUAAACAGGGUACUACUAAAAAAUUUCAAGGGAAUAGAAAACCUUGUAAGUUUUGUGGACAAACUCAUGUUUGGGGUAGAGAUAAUUGUCCAGCCUAUGAUAAAAGAUGUUCAUCAUGUGAAAACAAAGGUCACUUUGAAAUCAAAUGUGGUGAUUUUCAAAAUCUAAGUAAAAGUCAAAAAAGUCAAUCCUCAUACAGGAAAAAGUCCAGGAAACCUAGAAAAUCUAGUGCCAAAAAUAUCAGAGCAUUGGGAUCUGAUACGUCUGAUUCACAGUCAGACACAAGUGAGUUUUCUGAAUAUGAGGAACAAUGUUCAUUAAUUGAUGUAUAUGAACCAGAUAAUGAAAAUGUACAUAAUGUCCAACCUAAAGGUACAAAGUCAGGUACUAUAGUUGCCAAGAUGUAUGUGCACAAGACAAGAGAGCCAGUGAUCAUGCAAGUGGAUUCUGGUGCAUCUUGCAAUGUGUUGCCAGCACAAUACUUACCUGCAAAUGUGGUGCUGACAAAAACCAGUAAGAAGUUACGUAUGUACAGCAAUGAUAUGGUCCCUGUCCUGGGUACAUGUAAAUUAAGAUUAAAAAAUCCAAGAAACGGUAAAAGGUACUUAGUUCCUUUUUAUGUCAUAAGUAAUCAAAAGGGCUCACUACAUAAACUCCCACUCCUUGGUUCAACUACAGCACAACAAAUGCAACUCAUCUCAGUCAAUCAUGAAAACAUUGCAAUAGUCAACGAGUUGCAAGAUGAAAUGUCAAAUGUCAAAGCUAAAGAAAAUUUAUGUCAGGAAUAUCGGGACGUCUUCAGUGGUCGCGGUUGUAUGCCUGGUAAUGUCACCCUCUAUGUGGAUGAAACUGUAAGACCGCAUGUAGCGCCCCCACGUCGUGUACUUUUGUCGGUGCAAUCAAGGUUGAAAGCAGAAUUGGAGAGACUUCAAAAGGAAGGGGUAAUUGAAAGGGUAGAAGAGCCAACAGAUUGGUGCUCCAGCCUUUGUUGUGUAGAAAAAAACAAUGGUAAAUUGCGCUUAUGUAUUGACCCCCAGCCUCUCAACUGCGCACUUAAACGUAGCUACUAUCCUCUGCCUGUCAUAGAGGAUAUACUUCCUGAAUUGGAUGGAGUAAAAGUGUUUUCCAAAGCCGAUUUGAAUGAAGGCUUUCUCCAGUGUAAGCUAGAUAAUGAGUCUACGAAACUGACUACAUUCCAGUCUCCAUGGGGCCGUUGGAAAUAUUUGCGAAUGCCUCAGGGCAUAAGUCCCGCCCCUGAACUUUUUCAGCAAAAACUGAAUCAGUCACUGGAUGGACUCAAAGGCAUACAUAUUGUCGCGGAUGAUGUUCUUAUCACUGGAUGUGGUGAAACACUUGCUGAGGCAACACAGGAUCAUGACAAUAACUUGAAAGCGUUUCUUGAGCGUUGUCGCAAAAUGAACAUUACGCUAAAGAAAAGUUUGAGUACAAGCUAG
Molecule: messenger RNA, 1662 nt
Organism: Anneissia japonica
Lineage: Eukaryota; Metazoa; Echinodermata; Crinoidea; Comatulida; Comatulidae
Exons: 1
Coding region: 1-1662 (553 amino acids)
Source: RefSeq, a predicted model, not a curated record